CGCAGACGCAGCCAGGCCGCGCUCGAGAUGCGUCGCGUCCGCUGAACUUGUGCGCUUUAUCAGUUAUCAAAUAUAAUUUUUAAAAGUUUUGUUUCGUUAAAAUGGGUCCGCAGUUUGACUACUGUUUACGUGCCACCAAUAAUCCAUCAUACUUCGCGCUCACGGACAAGGAGUCGCAAGAUGUGCCGGACAGCCGCGCCCCGGCCGAGGUGUGCUCGCGGUCGGCGCCAGGGCGCGUGUGGGCGGAGGGCGCGCGGGCAGGGCGCGGGGGGGAGGGCGUGCGGUCGCUGGGCGCGGCGCGGCGCAAGGAGCCCGAGAGCCCGCGCCGCCGCGAGUUCCGCGCGCUGCUGCGGUCGCUGUCGGCGCGCGAGCCCGAGCAGGCCGAGGGGUUCCUGCGCGGGCAGCCGAGACCAGGGGACAGGGCGCCCGGAGACAUGAGGCACACGUCCACCGCUCCCAGGAUCAAGAAAGGCAAAAUCAGCUCGACAGUAGUCACGCCGAACGGCUUGCAAGAGCGCGAGGAGGUCUUCUACACCAUUCCACUGCAAGGUCGCCGGCGGCACUCGGUCAGCGGCUACCUGGCGACCGGGCCCGGCGGCCUGGGCGAGGUCACCGUGGUGCCCAGCGAGGUGCCCACCAUGCCGCCCCCCAAGCCACAAGCCUCAGAUGAAGAGGUCCGCAAACGACGACCCAGGAACUUCCCGUUCAAAGAAAUGGAGGACAUCUCGAUACUGUGGAGCUCGGGGUCGCCGGAGAGCGCUCUGUGGUCCGACUACCUGGUCGCCAGCUUCGACAAGAUCAUGUCCCAGAGGGCGAGGCACCAUUACAGAGUAACCCCAAUGACGGUAGAAGAGCUGAUGGGCCCGGAUUCUCAAGAGAAGCUGAACAAAUUGGCCAAAGCGCAGCUGCAGAUUGUCAUCAUAUGUCCAAAGCUGACAGCCAAGAUGGCGGACCUCAAGAGAGAGACAAACAUGGAGAAUCUGUUCAAAGUGGACAAAGUCCUGGUGAUGCUGCUUGGGGUUGAGAAAAACGAUGUGGUUGCUGACAAUGCUGCUGACUACCCGAGCAUCGACCAAUGGCAGAUGAUGUCGGUCCGCGAGAAGGACACGUCAUUCGUGGACACAUUCCUGACGUCGGCCGUGGGCAUCCUGAGGACCAAAGACUGUCGGGACACCGCCACCGACCGCACCAGCUUUUCCAUCGUGCCGAAGAAGGUCAAACUUGGCCAAAGUCGGGUGAUAGCGCUGCUAAACGACCCUAUUAGAGAAGAAGACAGCAUUAAGAUAAUGGUCGAUAAGAAGGGAGAGGUCAUCCACAUCAACACGUUCAAGAAACGGAACCCAUACACGCUUCAGUUCGAUAUCCCUGAGUCAUGCCUGGAGGUGUCGAUGCUGGUGUGGGUGCGAGUCAGCAAGAACGGGCAGCCGCUGGGACGGAGGCAGAUCAAGUGCGAGAGCCGCCUGCGCGAGCUGGACCAACUGCUCAGGGCUUCUGAUCAUCCGCUCGAGUUUAUGUGUCAGACGCUCGGCUUCAAAGCGACCAGUAAGGAGCAGCUGGACAGCUGGAUGCUCAACGCUUUCCAGAAGAACAUUCCCCCGCACUUCAACUUGCUAGCUUCGCCUGAACAGUUCAACCCUAAAUCUGAUGUUUCGAGUGGCGAAGAAUACCCGACCCUCCUGCACUGGGCGGCCCGGUUCGGGCUCGAGCGCCUGUGCUGGCAGCUACUGGAGUGCCCGGGCGGGGGCGCCGCCUGUGCGCUCAGGAACGUUCGGCACCUCACGCCGGCCGAGCUGGCGAGAGAGCAGCGGCAUGAUAAACUGGCUGAUGUGCUCGCUUCACAUCUGCAAAUGAACGAAUUCUCCAACAUGUACUACUAUUUGAAAAACAUGACAGAGAACAACGAGGACGACAACAACAAAGAGAACAAAAUGGAGGAGGAACUGAGAAUAGUCGAGUCCGAAGACACAGUCGACUUCCCGAACUACACCAACGACCCGGCCAAAGAAGAGAACAAAGAAAUAACCGACCCAUUCAGUGAAGUCUGCACACAGAACUUGGAAGAAAACUUAAAGAAGGAAUACGAAAAGAAGCGACCGUCGCUAAAACUGCCGAAAGUAUCAGAGCAGCUUUACCAAAAUGACUUCGCAGCGCACACAGAAGCAGUCGAUAGAGUGCAACAAGCCAUUGAACACGACUACCUGGUCCAGCCAUCCAACAUUAAAGUUGAGAGCCCUAAGUUCAAAUGCAACAACUUCUACGUCAACAGCUCACGCCUCACCGCGCAACACUCAGACAACAUAUUCCUCUACUCACCCACCGAAGAAUCCAAAUCAUUCACCAUCGACACACCCACCAGUGAUAUUUGCCAAAUAAACCUCAAUACCAAAGACAUAAGGAGCAGUGCUAGUAUUAAGUCCGGAAAGGAAAGCUGUCCUCUGACUGGACAGGAGGAGUUAGCGGAAAUCAUUAACGAUUUCAAAAACAAUGUGUUCACAAUUUCUGAAGUGGAAAAGUUGGUGAUGGAAUGGAAGAAUAGAAACGAAACUCAGCAGUCCCUGAAGGAGAAACAGGAGCAACUGAACAAGAUGCGAGUUGAAUACGACAAGAUACAACAGAAGAUAAAGGACCACAUGAAGAGACCGACUCCGUUCGAGAGAGUCAAGAAAAUGUUCUCUAAGAACAAGAGCAAGCACUCUGAAAAUGGAUCAAUAGAAAAGCGCAACGGAAGCACAAGACCAAACAGCAGUUUGAGCGAGAGUUCUUCAUCAUCAGGUCGUCUCAGCACAGUGAGUGGCGGCAGUGUCGGGGAGACCAACAGUGUGCAAUCAGAGAUGGAUGACAAGGCUAGAUCUAUUAUAUCAUCCAGCACACUCACCAUGCACUCUGCAACUUCUGACAUCGACCACAAGUUGGACGACUACCUGAUCCCGCCGCCGCCGCGCCCGCUCAACGGAGGCCCGCAACUCACCACCUUCGGACACCCACGGCAUGAUCAGAUCAACAGAGGGCAGCACAUGGCAACGAUCGUCGAGCGUGAAACCUCAGCGUCGCGCGAGCGGCUCGACUGCGCAGACGCACGCAACGGAACGCAUCUGCUACUGAACUUCACCAACAGAGACCGCUUACCCAGUCGCUGCGACGACAGGGACGGCGCUCACAUGUAUAUGAACAUAUCUGCUACACAUACGUAGAGUGUAAGUUAAAUAAGAGUCGAUACUAUGUUACAUAAGACGGCAAGAGUAAAAGAGACAGACGGUAUUAUGUCCGUAUCUGACUCGAGCAUAUAAAUAACAAAAUUAAAAUGGUGACAGUCGCUCCUACUUAUGGAGAAGAGAAUUCCCAAUUGAGAGAAAAAGGGCGAGAUAGCAUGAGCCGGUCCGCCAUUUUAAUAUGAUUACGUCUUUGACUGCGGGCGUUAUGCGAAUAAAAUACAAUGGCUAGUUGCACCAAAAAUACUUAUCUCUGACUUUUAGAAAUAGUCAAUGAUACGUCCAGCAAUUUGUAAAAAUUAAGACGACAUUUUUAAAACGCUAUACGAAACAAAUGGAAUAUUAGAUCUUUGCGCUUCAAUAUAAAUAGAAGACUGAGUUUAACACGUUUAAUGAACUGAUGUAAAUAGGCGAUUUUUGUAAAUAGUAGAACAUUUAGUGACAAUAACAUUUCCUUAUUUAUUUAUUAUUUGUAUUUAACUACUGAAACAAUAAUUAAAUAUAAUAAAUUUUACCAUGAUUUAUGAAUUUGUAUUCUCUGUUUGAUCAAAGAGGUACUCAUUUUGUGCAAAAUGUAUAACCGAUACGUUUACAGCCAUGAAACAUUGCUGAUGAUUGAAUUUUAAUAUUUAUAAUGCAUGUUUUGUGUAUAGUAUAGAAUAGAUAAAUGUAUUGAAUUACCUAAGUACCUACGUAACUAUAACAUUUUAAAUACUCUAUACAUUAAUAUAUUUUGCAUUUACAUAAUAUUAUAAACAAACAGUACAAGAUCUGAGAUUGUAGUAGAUAUACCAACUGUAAUAGAUUAUUUUUGUAAUGUAUAAAUAGUAGAUACAAAUUUAUAUAGGUAUUAACAGUUAAUCAUACCAUUUUUUUUUGGGGUAAUCAUCUAGAUGCGAUUUUAGUCUAUGUAUUCAUGAUAACGGUUUAUCAUUUAUUGGUAGGUGAACUGUUAAAUCCUGUACUUAUCUAGUAGUAAAAAGCAUUUAUACUAUAUUUCUUAAUAAAAAUAAUUAAAUAAAGUAAAUUACCUA
This is a messenger RNA of Plutella xylostella (diamondback moth), 4243 nucleotides long. It is a transcript of the gene stumps, whose product is annotated as DBB domain-containing protein stumps. NCBI's taxonomy places the organism in Eukaryota, Metazoa, Arthropoda, Insecta, Lepidoptera, Plutellidae. The record is from RefSeq and is a predicted model, not a curated record. Gene Ontology annotation, cellular component: cytosol. Gene Ontology annotation, molecular function: fibroblast growth factor receptor binding; transmembrane receptor protein tyrosine kinase adaptor activity.